UCUUCAGCUACCUUCAUUUAUGUUGGCAAGCUAGAUUUCUGAAACAUCGGUCGUCUAAAACAUGCUAGAAAAUACGAACACGAGUUCUUUGCAUACAUCUGCCAGCAAGCCUAUGUUCUGUUUAAAGUAAUGGCGUUUGCAACAAAAAGUUUGCGGCAUUUAUAUAAAAUAUAUAAUGGAAAUAGAGCAAGUGUAUAUUCGGCGCUUCGCGUACCGAUCGUACGAAUAUCAGUUGUUCAAACCGCACAAAGACAUUAUUAUAACACUGAGACACAUAGACCAAAAAUAACAGGUAGUUUAACGAAUAUACAAUCAGCUGGAGGAACUGUUCAAUCCCUAACACAGGAAAGAUUAGAUAAUAAGAAAGUAGAUGAAGAACAAAAGGAAGAAGCAGAGGAGAAAGAGAGACGAGAACAAUCACAAAGACUGCUUAAAUAUAGUUUUGCAUUUCUGGGAGCAUUCACCACCAUUGGACUAUCUUAUAUAAUAUAUAAUUUAACAAAAACCAAGUAUGAUGAACAUGGAAAUGUUAUUGAAGAUGAAUUCUCAAAUUUACCAUUCUAUGAAAGAAUAUAUAAAACACUCAGGAGAGAAUUUAAUUAUUAUACUAAGAUGGUACAGGAACCUAGUAGAGAUAAGCUACUUCCAGAUCCACUCAAAUAUCCUUACAUUCAACCACCAUACACUUUGGUAUUAGAAUUAACAGAUGUUCUUGUACAUCCUGAUUGGACAUAUGAAACUGGUUGGAGGUUUAAAAAACGACCUGGAGUGGACCAAUUUCUAGAAGCUGUAGCUCCACCACAAUUUGAAAUUGUUGUAUAUACAGCGGAACAAGGAAUGACUGUUUUCCCUAUUUUGGAUAUCUUAGAUCCUAAUGGAUAUAUCAUGUACAGAUUAGUAAGAGACACAACGCGUUUUGUUGAUGGUCAUCAUGUUAAGGAUUUAGAUGCUCUUAACCGCGAUCUUCGUAAAGUUAUAGUAAUUGACUGGAAUUCACAAAGUACGAAGUUCCAUCCUGAAAACACUUUGAGAUUACCUCAAUGGACUGGAAAUGAUGAUGAUACAACAUUGUAUGAUUUAGCUGCAUUCCUAAAAACUAUAUUAGCGACAAACGUUGAUGAUGUUCGAGAAGUUCUUAAUUACUAUAAGCAAUUUGAUAAUCCAUUACAAGUCUUUAGAGAAAAUCAACGAAAGUUAUUGAUGCAAAUGGAAGAAGAAGAGAGUAAGGCACAACAAGAGAGUAAUAAAGUACUUACGUCAAGAUGGAAAUCAACUUUCAACCGAAAUCCUUAAGUUGUAUCAGAAAAUGCAAUGUUGUAGAUUACAAAACUUGUAAAUUAUUA
This is a messenger RNA of Osmia lignaria (orchard mason bee), 1343 nucleotides long. RefSeq names its product mitochondrial import inner membrane translocase subunit TIM50-C. The record is from RefSeq and is a predicted model, not a curated record. Lineage: Eukaryota; Metazoa; Arthropoda; Insecta; Hymenoptera; Megachilidae.